Molecule: messenger RNA, 2282 nt
Organism: Aspergillus aculeatinus CBS 121060
Lineage: Eukaryota; Fungi; Ascomycota; Eurotiomycetes; Eurotiales; Aspergillaceae
Product: Zn(II)2Cys6 transcription factor
Exons: 9
Coding region: 8-2008 (666 amino acids)
Biological process (GO): DNA-templated transcription; positive regulation of transcription by RNA polymerase II
Cellular component (GO): nucleus
Molecular function (GO): sequence-specific DNA binding; DNA-binding transcription factor activity, RNA polymerase II-specific; zinc ion binding
Source: RefSeq, a predicted model, not a curated record
AUCGAGAAUGCCACCUUUCCGACGAAAGUCACGAUUGGACAAGGUGUCAAAUGCCUGCGAAGAAUGUAAAAAACGGAAGACCAAAUGCUCCGGCCGGUUCCCUUGUCAAUCUUGUGUCGCACGUCAUGUUGAUUGCACAUUCAAAAGACCCGAGAGGAAGGUUUUAGUAUCAGAAAGUUAUUUGCGUGCGCUCGAGGACAACUGUGCCCUGCGCCGCCCCCAGUCAGCGCCACCGACCAAGGAAUUGUCCGAAGAAAGAGUGUCCCGGAGAAGCCCUCCGUUACCUUCUGUCGCAGACGACGCGUCCCCACUUCCCCAGACCAGCACCGCCGAGGCACUCAUCACCAACCCUCUUGUCUCUGCCACAUCCUUUUACCUGAAGGAUACAACCGGACGAUAUAGAUAUUGUGGGCCGUCCUCCUCCUGGUCCUUCUCCCAGCGCGUCUUCCUGCUCCUCAAAUCCGCGGUUCCCGACUACCCGUGCCCAGAUCUUCCUUUUCACAUUGAUGGCUGUACCUGGGAACUUAGCUGGUCCCGGACUGAUUUUGAAGAUGCUUCUGUUGUGGAGGGGCUGCCAUCGCUGGAUGACUUUCUCUAUUUGCUCAACACCGUCAAGUUCCAUUCCUCUCGGAUGCUAUAUCUCGUCGACGAAGACGAGUUCAUACCUCAUCUCCACGAGUUCUACGAUCGAGGGCUCGAGAAGGCCAAAACUCAGCCCCUAUGGUUCAUUCAAUACCUCCUGAUCAUCGCUCUCGCCAAGGCUUUCUUGACUACACCCAGGAAUCCCAAAUUACCGCCAGGAUCAGCUUUCUUCACACGGGCUAUGUCUCUAGUACCGGAUUUUAUAGGCCUGAAUCGUCAGCCAAAUCGUGGCAUGCAGAUUCUGUACCUGAUAGGUCUGUAUCUGGUGUCGGUGGACAUGAAAGAUGCUGCUUAUGUUUAUGUCGGCCAGGCGAUCCGGAUGUGUAUCAUGGAAGGGAUAUACCGGGAGCCACCAGACGGACUUUUUGGGACUGGUAUCGCGCAUCAGUGCCGUAACAUCUGGUGGUCCGCAUAUAUUCUUGACCGGCAGCUAUCAUCGAUGAUAGGCGGUCCAGUAUCGAUCCAAGAUGCGGAAAUCACUUGUGCGCUCCCCGUCGCUUACGAUCAGUCGGAGGAUGCUCUGUUCUUCACCAUGCAUGUCAAGCUUUCCCGCACGAUCGGCCGCGUGUUGAAUUCCGUAUACACCACCGAUUUUCGAUUGCGACAGUCAUUCAUCUCCACGAUUCAGUCUGUGCUGCGCGAGAUGGCCGAUAUUCUGCGGGAGACGGAGGAGAUGGCCGCCAAAGUCUCGCAUCAUUCCCUGCGUACAGUAUCGACUAUGACGAGCCAUCUGACAGUGAAAUACCACCAAUGUAUUAUUCUGGCCACGCGUCCGCUGUUCCUUCACUUUCUCAUCAACCGGCUCCAACCACAGGAUCAGCGCGGCGAGACAGUGAUCCCCGUCCAGCUGAGACCGCUUCUCGAAACCUCUCUGCAGUCGGCCAAGAUCUCAUUGAGGACUCUGUCUGUACUGUACGAGCAGUCACUUCUCGAAUCGUUCCUUCCUUUCGAUCUGGAAGGGAUCUUCUCUUCCGCAUUCAUCCUCACCAUCGCCCACUUCAUCGACCCUGCUCUGGUGCCGGAUAUGGCCAACUACGUGCUCACCGCUUCGCGCAUGCUGUCCGACAUCGUUGCCAAGGGCAACAUGACCGCCGCGCUGCGGCAGAAGGAACUGGAUCUGCUGCAGAGGAUGACCGGACAUGUCGUGAGUAGGGAGAGUAGUGAUGAUGAUGGAAGGGAAAGUGUCUCCCGCAUGGCGAGCCUUCCUGAGCAGACGGAUCCCGCGGUGGAGUCGGAGUUCAUGAUGGCGGAUGAGGAGAUUACCAUGAGCCCUACACAGAUAUUGAGUCUGGCGGAGCAUUUGGACUUGCUGAACGAGAGUGCGUGGGAUAUUGGAUUCGGACUCGAGGGGCAGGGUUUGAUGUGAGGGGUGUGUCAUUGGGAUCAAGUUAGAAUGGUGGGGAUUCGUCUUAUCUGCCUCGUGCCCGAGGUCUCACGGGCUCUCGCAUCUACUGUCGAGGGCUGGUUCGCUUUGACUAUCAUCACCAGUCACUGCUUCAGCACUAGGGCUCCAAUGACAGGCGUCUAGGCGGCCUGUCAGACACAUCGGCCAAUAAAUGCCUCAGGCACCCGUGGCACUAUCUAUGUUGUACAUAGCGCAGAGCGAAGGCCCUGCGAGCCGGCCUCCUUUCUUUUCUCGC